Molecule: messenger RNA, 3271 nt
Organism: Linum trigynum
Lineage: Eukaryota; Viridiplantae; Streptophyta; Magnoliopsida; Malpighiales; Linaceae
Source: the annotation of a GenBank genome assembly
CUCCUCUGCUCGACUGCUCCCUUCUAAUUCUAAACACCAGCCAUCAUAACCGGAGAAAUCCUCUCCGGAAAAGGAGUACAGCAGCGAUUCCGGCGCCAUCAUACUCUUCCAAAGUUCUUGCCUUUUUCCUCUUCUUUCCUUUUCCCGACCAGAAUAACUCAGGCUGGAGUGGACUCCAGCUUCCUUUCCCCCCCACAUGUAUUCCCUCCGUCGUCUUCCACCCAUCGCCCUCCUCCUCCUCCUCUUCGCCGGGGGCGUGGCAGCGCAACCGAACACGACGACCCAGGGGUACGCACCGACGACACCGCCAUCGCUAAACAACUUCCAGCCAAGCUUGGCAGUGGUAAUCGGAAUCCUAUGCAUAAUGUUCGCCAUCACGUUCGUCCUCCUACUCUACGCCAAGUUCUGCCACAACGGCUCCUCCGCCGCCGAGCUGCUCCGCCAGCAGGGCCUAACCCGCUCCGCUUCCCGAUUCUCCGGGAUCGACAAGACGGUCAUUGAAUCCCUCCCCUUCUUCCGAUUCUCCUCCCUCCGCGGCGACAGGGACGGCCUCGAGUGCGCCGUCUGCAUAUCCAAAUUCGAGGACGUCGAGAUCCUCCGGCUGCUGCCGCAGUGCAAGCACGCCUUCCACAUCAAUUGCAUCGACCUGUGGCUGGAGAAGCACUCCAGCUGCCCGAUCUGCCGAUCGAGAGUCAACGCCGAGGACCCCUCCGUGUUCGCGUACUCCAAUAGCACGCGGAUGAUGUGGAGCCAGUCGGCGGAGCGGCGGCCGGAGGAUUUGGAGGCAGGGGAGGUGGAGGCAGAGCACCGGGGAAUUUCGGCGGCGGAUGACGAAUUGGGGCUUUUUGUUCAGAGGGAGGAGAGCGGGAGGCGGUCAUCGUCGAGAUUCAGCAUUGGGGGAAGUUUUCGAAAGGCAGGGAGUAAAAGCGGCCGGAAAGAAGACCGAACUCCGAUUCUGGAAGAAACAGGGGACGGCGAAAAUGGCGGUAGGGGGGAAAUUCAAAUUGGGUACCAUAAGUUCAAUCACAGGAUCAUAGUCUCCGAUUUCGCUUUCAAGAACCGAUGGAGCAGCGUCGGAUCAUCGGACCUGAUGUUUCUCAGCUCCGAGAUGCUUAAUGACGCCGCCGGCGAGAGAUUCUCGUCUCUGGAUAAAUCGAGCGGGACCCAACCGGCGGAAUCGAGCAACGGGAAUAAUAACUACUUGCCGGCAGAUGCUAAUGCUGUCAAUUACUCGAGGGGGGUUGUUGGCUCGCCGGCGGACAGGCGAGCGGUGUCGGAGCUGACGGGGGUUUCAAGAUUCAGGAGCUUUGGUGUGGAUUCCGGUGAGGGGCCGGUGCCGGCGGAGGAGAGGCAGAGGCGGGUGUGGAUUCCGAUCGUGAGGAGAACGGCGGAGUGGUUCGCCAACAGGGAGAAGCGGAAGACGGCGGCGGAGACAUUAGAUGUGUAGACAGUCAACGGUUUCCUUUUCUUUCUGAUUUUGCUGUUAAUUUCAAAAUUUACCCUAAUUUUCUUGAAUAGUCAUACACGUUAUAUUCAACAAUAAGAUAAUCCCGUACUUACAGCAAGCACGUUAAUUCGAAUUGACUCGGACAUGAGAUUUGAUCUUUGGAGACUUGGUUCAAUUUAAUUAACGUUGUUGUCAUAGUUUUUGUAAGUACAUGUUUUGCACCGUUGCCUAAUCGUUGUAUCACUUUGGAUAGAGUAUGUAUUUUGGAGUCAAUUUUCAGCCCAAAGAAGAUGAUGUGUCUCUAUCAAUGUAAGUUGUUAACUAUUUAUGACGGUAUGACCAAAAAGUUUGAGAGUGCCCAUGCAACUUUUCCCCCUUACUUAUCUCAAUCUAUUUGUUUGUUAGUGAGCUAUAUUGAGAGUUUUUGUUACAUCAAUUAAUUUGGAUGCAUAUUGGUUAUUCUACUAGUUUAUUAGUUGCACAAAAUCAUCAAAAUCCAAUAUUUCAAGGCAAGACGGAGAUCACUGAUUUGGAUAAGGGAUCACCUUAGACCGGAACUGGCUCGUUUCAUCAUACAUGUUUAUCUCUGAGAAAGGAAGAGUAUCUUGGUAAUCGUAUUCUCUUCGAGUGGAUCACAUCUCAACUCAAACGAUUAUGUUCAUCACAUGUCAGGUCAUGUUGCAACUGGUGGUUUAAUCGGAGAUUAUAUAUAAAACGUUGCUUAGCAGCAUUGACAAUCAGCCCGAGGGGCAUUCUCCAUCACCCUAGCCUAUUUGAAUGUUGAGAGGAGCUAUAUAUAAUAUGGAAGGGCUCAAGGUGGCGUGUGGCGCUGGAUACUGACGUGUGUGUGCAGAGGGAUUAAGCUGGAUUCACGUCGCGCGCGCAGCUGGGAUGUUCCAAAGCACAAAUUAGCGCCAGCAGCAACAUGCAACAAUGAUAUAUAUAUAUUUUCCACGAGCUAGCCGAUAGAGAUUGGAAAUGUUGUUGUCCCCCUAUAUUUACAAAGAGGAUAACAAGUGUGCAAAUUUAUAAUGAACCAAUGUCAACUUACUGUCUAUUGAGCGUCCUCGUAUUUCUCCAACUUUCUCAUAUAGAGGCAAAGUCGUAAUAAUUGAAUCACGAUCUCUCUUAACGGUAAGUUAUAUUAUCGCGUGACGUGAUAUUGUGCUCAAUUGCUAUCCAAACAAAUUUUGGUAGACGUCACCCUUUCACCAUAUAUGUAUUUUAUAUAGCUAGUCAAGUCUGGAACAACAAAGAAGAAGAAGCACAUCAAAGAAGGCAAAGUAUACCUUCUCCACCUCCCAAGUAUUUAUAUUUACAUUAGAUGUGCCUUUCUUGUCUGCAGCCAAAGAGACGACGCCAUGGUUCGUGAACACAUCAGCUAACUAAAGCUCUAUAUGUGAUUUGUUCUUUGUCUGUUUCCUUUGCCUCCUCUCAUUAGUUUAUGUUAUCACGAUAGUGAUCCUAUGUUGGAUAGAUUGGAAAAAAAAAUCAUAUUAUAAGAAAACGUUAAGCCAUAUUAUAUACCCGUCUCGUACCCAGUUAAUGCAGGAUUUCUCGCGUUGAUUGGGUUAGGGGCGGUCGGAUAUUCGCGACCAUAGAUUUGAUUGCCAUCUCUAAGCACGAUUUGUCCGUUUUUGUAUCAUGUCAUGCUUGGUUGUGCUCGUACCAUGCUCAUUAUAUUCAUUGUGAAUGAAAAGGAUGAAAAUAAAUAUGUGAAUGAAAAAGAAGGAAAAAAUCGGGUGGAGAAUGAAAGUAUUAAUUGAUCAAGUUUGAAAAAAUAACAAAUAUGAGGAAGAAGGUGAAUAAAGACUUGAUCUAGUG